AUGAGUUUAACGUUAAGACAUUUAAAUGAUGAUACAUCCUGGUUAAUUAUAUAUGAUAAUUUUAAAAUUUUACUUGAUCCAUGGUUAUUUGGUUCUCAAAUAGAUUAUUUUCAUUAUUUUUCAAGACAAGAACAUGCUAUUCAACCAUCUAUUCAAAAUAUAACUCGUGAUCUUAAUAUGGAAAUAGAUGCAAUAAUUAUAUCUCAUGAAUUUACUGAUCAUUGUCAUGAGGAAACUUUACGUUCAUUAUCUUCAACAAUUCCAAUAUAUGCAACUACAAAUGCUGCAAAACGUAUUCGACGAUGGAAUUAUUUUCAAUAUGUUUAUACUAUUCCUAUAUUAAAUAAUCAAUCUCAAUUGAAUAUAUCUGAUCGAAUUCGUGUUGGAUAUAUAGAAGAAAAAGGAUUUCUAUCAUUACCAUCACUACAUGGCGCAACAUGUAUUUCAUUUCUUAUAGAUAAUCAACAAUGGCAUAGUUUAUUAUAUAUUCCACAUGGAUGUGAACAAACAUCAAUUUGUGAAUGGUUUAAUAAACAAUCUAAUGUUAAUAUAUGUAUUCUUCUACAAGGAUUUGAUCGAGUUUUUAAUCCAAUAUGGCUUGGUGGUUUACUUAAUUAUGGAUGUAAUCAAGCAGCUAAACUUGCAAUAGGUCUUAAAGUAAAACAUUGGAUAGGUACACAUGAUGAAAAUAAAAUAGCAAGUGGAUUAGUUUCUUUAUUUCUUAAACGACAUAAUUAUACUAUUGACGAUGCUAAAUUAGAAUUAGAGAAAUAUAAAGAUGAAAAUAUAAUUCCAAAUCUUCAUCAUAUACAAAAUGGAAAUUCAAUUACGAUAGAUUUAACAGAAUAA
This is a messenger RNA of Adineta steineri, 849 nucleotides long. Lineage: Eukaryota; Metazoa; Rotifera; Eurotatoria; Adinetida; Adinetidae. The record is from the annotation of a GenBank genome assembly.